GUGUUUUUUUUUUCUUGUAACUGAACUCAUAAGUGGCUUACGUGAUUCAUAUAAAGUGUUAGACGACACACGAACCCUACUAUAUCUGGCUGCCCAACGUUUUCUAAUUGUUUUGUGCUCAUAUUAACAAAAUGGCGCACGCGCCUCUGUGAACAUUUUACUAACUAUUGUAUGGUGUUGGUGCUAAAUCAUAAUGCCUCUAACGAGAAGUCAAGAUCGCCAGCAACGUCGCGAUUACGUUAUGCCUGUUGAAGAUGCAAACGCCAACGAAAAUCAUGAGGAGCACGAUAGCCCCCAUGAUCGCCGCCACGCCGAAUCAAGUGGCAACAAUUCUACAUUCAACCUGGAUGAUGUCUCAGCGUUGAUGGCCUCGCUGCAGCGUUCGCAGGCUGAGACAUUUAAAAACAUUAUGUCGUACGUGAUGGAACAAAGAUCGUCGACGCCGGCAGCUCCGCCGAUGCCCCCAGUGAACGUAGACGGUACCUUGGCGCGUUGCAAAGCUUCAUUCAGCGGUGCACCUGGUGAAUCUGUUGAGGCCUUUAUAGAUGCAAUUGAAAGCUAUACAGAGUGCGUUCAAGUAUCCGACGCUAAUAUCAUACGAGGCCUAGCUAUGCUUUUGUCUGCUGACGCAGCUACAUGGUGGCUAGGAUUAAAACAUCACAUAUCCACUUGGAACGAAGCCAAAGAAAAUUUAAUAUAUGCAUAUGGCACCCGCCUUCCACCACAUAGAGUAUAUUUAGAAAUAUUUGCUUCCCCGCAGGUGGAAGAAAACACUGAUAAGUUUGUUGCUCGUGUCCGUGCGCUUAUGGCAAAGCUACCGAGGGAUGAUAUCUCGGAAAAAGUACAACUGGACAUGGUAUAUGGGUUACUUCAUAACAGAAUACGCAGAAGAUUGCGCCGUGAAGAAUUCACAUCUUUCAACUCAUUGCUGAGCCAUGCUCGGAACAUAGAAGAUUCAUUAGAAGAAACUCAACCGAGGCCGUCCACUAGUGGUGUGCGUUCGACCCGUGCCCAGCCGGCCUCGGCUGCGGGUCGGCACGAACCGUGCGUCACUCGUGCGAGCGCGCCGGCGCGCGCGCGCUAUCCAAACUCCGCCGCGACCGUCGUGCCCGCCUCCGCCACCGCUGGGCCUGUCGUCGCCCGGCCUGCUGUUGCCACACCUACGUCUGCUGUACCAGGUUCUACAGAGCAGUCUGUGACUAUAAAAAAACAGCGUCCGGUGUGCUCCUACUGCAAAAGGUUUGGACACACAAAGGAACAGUGCCGUAAGUUAAUCAGCCGAGGUGAGUCAAGUGUAUCUAACCUUUCCGAACACAAUCAAAAUGACAAUGCUUUUUACAGUGUUCAGUGUAGUAUUAAUAAAAAUAGUAAAAUUAUUUCUGAUUUCCCUGUUGAAAAUGCAAUGUAUAGUAUUAAGCAACAUGAUAAAAAUAAUUUUGUUAGUAAUUUUAAGUGUCAAAAUGCAAAUAUUAAUUAUGCUACCAUUGAUAGUGGCCUUACUUCCAGAAAAUCUUAUUUUCAGGUCAGUAAUGAUUCUAUAUCAAAUAAUAUAAACUGUAAUUGCUCUAGUAAUAAUGAGAUGCCAAUCUUUUGUGAUUAUAAUGUUUUAUAUAAUCAGGAUGUUCGGACUAAGUGUAAAAAUUUAAAUUUUUGUUAUAACCAAGGAAUUGUAGCUAAAUAUAAGAACUCAUUAUUACCUUAUAAUCAAAUUAUUGAACCAAAUUGUAAUAAUUUAAAUUUUUCAGUUAAUUGUGACUGUGAAGAAAAAGGUAGUAAGUGUAAUUUUGGAAAAAUUAAUGAUAGUUUGGAAAAUGAUAAUUGUUUGAAUUUUAAUUAUUGUACAUGUGAGGGAAGUGUUGUAGCGUCUGUGUACGACCGUGAGAGCGAUGAUAGGUAUUUGCAUUUACGGCCUAUCUUCAAAAUCCAAGUUCUCGGUAAACAGGGUACUGCACUCAUAGAUACAGCAGCUAAGCAUUGUAUUGCUGGUCACACGCUAUAUGCUCUCUUACUACAUAAGGGUCACCCUCUUACUCCCUCCACUAGACAUGUCAAACUUGCUGAUGGGCAUGUUAGGGAUAUGGAUGUAUUGACAACCAUAUUACCAGUGGGGUUAGAACACAUAGUCAUUAAUAUUCCAUUUAUAAUCUUCCCUGAUUCUAAUGAUAAUGAAACUUUACUGGGUAUUGAUUUUAUUAAUGCUGCCAAAGUGGUUAUUGAUUUUCAUCGUCAUGAAUGGUAUUUUAGUGCCAAUACUAAGGUGCAUUAUAAAUUACUUUUCGAACCUAUGUCUCGUGGUUUGUGCAUAGCUUCUGCUAACAUGCUUCGGGAUGAUGAAGGCAUACACUUGCAACCAGCUGAGCGCCAAGCACUAUCUGAGUUCCUUAUUCGGCAUGAAAGUAUUUUUACAGCAGGGGGAGGUCCGACACCGUUUGCAGAGCAUUGCAUAGACACCGGAGAUCACCCUCCGAUAGCUGUGCCGCCCUAUCGCCUUAACCCGUCCAAGAAGGAGACGAUGAAGCAGGAAAUCGAGAAGAUGCUGGCAGAUGACAUCAUUGAAGAGUGCGAAUCCGCCUGGUGCUCUCCUGCUUUGAUGAUACCGAAGUCCAAUGGUAAGGUAAGAUUCUGCGUGGAUUAUAGGCGCUUAAAUGAAGUAACUAAGACAGAUACUUACCCACUCCCACGCAUUGAUGACCUUCUCCAGAGUACGAAGAAGAAUUGUUAUAUGACCACAAUUGACCUUCGUUCGUCAUAUUGGCAAGUUAUGGUCCGAGAAACAGACAGAGACAAAACAGCUUUUGUCUGUCCCCUAGGCACUUACCGCUUUAAGAGAAUGCCAUUCGGGUUAAAAAACGGGCCGGCAACCUUCCAAAGGCUUAUUGAUCGUCUACGCUCCUGUGCUGCUUUAAAAGAUGUUACAGUACUUGCUUAUCUAGACGAUUUAUUGAUUAUCUCAGAAGGAUUUCAGCAACACCUACAGGAUCUUGAAGCCGUUUUUAAACGCUUGUCAGAAUUUAAACUGCACGUCAACAGAGAGAAGUGCGCUUUUGCCAAAGAAAGUGUCCGUUAUCUCGGUCACGUCAUCACUCAAGACGGUGUUUCUCCUGACCCUGAGAAGGUCAGUGCUGUCCUCAAUAUGCUGGAACCAUCUAACUUAAAACACUUGAGAACUUUUCUCCAAACAUGCUCUUGGUUCAGGAAAUUUAUUCCAAAUUUUUCAAAGAUAGCAGAACCGCUUACUCGUCUGACCAAGAAGAAUUGUACAUGGAGCUGGGGACCUGAACAAACUCAGGCAUUCGAGGAAUUGAAACGUCUGUUGACCACGGCGCCCGUACUUGUUCAAGUUGAUUUUAAAGAACCCUUAGUACUGCGUACCGACGCGAGCAAUUAUGCACUUGGCGCAGUUUUGGCUCAAGGGGAGGGCAAGGACGAAAGGCCUAUCGAGUAUGCUAGCCGUCUACUCACCGCAGCAGAGCGCAACUACUCUACUACAGAACGGGAAGCGCUUGCUGUAGUCUGGGCUGUGGAGCGUUUCAGGCCAUACCUCGACGGACAACCAAUUAUUAUAGGCAGCGACCACCAACCCUUGCGUUGGUUGCUUUCUUUAAAGUCUCCUGCUGGUAGGUUGGUCCGUUGGGCGCUUAAACUUCAAGAAUUUGACAUCAGAUUCGAGUACACCCCAGGAAAAGCUAACGUGGUUGCUGACACGUUAAGCAGACCGAUCUGCUCCAAUGAAACACAAAAUAACUGCGGCAUCUGUUCUGUCAUUUGCAACCUGCCCACAAAGUCACCUACCCAGUUGCGCCAGGACCAGUUGACGGAUCCAGAAAUACGGAAGAUCGUCACGGAAUUGGAAGGAGUGGACGAACUUGCUGCUAAAAGAUGGUCAGAAAGGGGAUUUCUAAUGGAACAAGGUGUAUUAUAUCGACUCAAUCCGGAUUCUGAUGCCGAGUCCCCACAACUAGUCAUUCCUGCUCACCAAGUGACCGAUAUUCUCAAAGAGCUUCACGAUGCCCCUACAGCCGGACAUGCAGGAAUUGACCGCACUUACCAACAAGUCUCACGUCUGUUCUACUUCACAGGAAUGAGAAGAAUCAUAUCUGAUUAUGUAAAAGCAUGUAUCCAUUGUCAACGCUAUAAGGCUGCUAAUACCAAGCCUCCAGGUCUAUUGCAGACGCCGGUGAUGAACCAGCGCAACGAGGUCUUGGCAGUUGAUCUUUUCGGCCCGUUGCCACCUGGAAAACAGGGGGAGCGUUGGAUCUUGCUUAUAGAAGAUACAGCUACGAGGUGGACAGAACUGUUCCCAUUGAAAGAAGCUACUGCUGAAGCGUGUGCACAUGUCCUCAUAGAGGAGUAUUUUAUGAGGUUUGGUCUUCCACGCCGACUGGUUUCUGACAAUGGCGUACAAUUCAUUUCGGCAGUCAUGCGUCAAUGCAUGUCCAUCCUGGGGAUAAAGCAAAACUUUAUUCCUCUCUAUCACCCAGAAGCAAACCCCGCCGAACGUAAAAAUAGAGAUCUUAAGACUUUGUUAGCACAACUCGUGGAAGGCGACCACACUUCCUGGCCAAACAUGUUACCAGUGAUUCGGUUCGCUCUUAAUAACGCUAUAUGUCGCACCACAGGUAUGUCGCCUGCUUAUUUGUCAUUUGGCAGAGAGAUGAGGUCCCCCACAGAAGUCGCCCAUGACCUUCGUGCUGUCCUAGACAAAGAUAACUUUGUCCCGCAAAUAACUCCCUAUCUCAGGAAAUUUGUUAGCUCCUUUUCAGCGGUGCGUGAACGCGUUGAAACUCUUCAAGAUAAAGCUAAAGAGUAUGCUGAUCGUUCGAGACGGCCUAUUGUAACAUUCAACGAAGGUGACAAGGUCCUCAUCAAAUCACACGUUCUCAGUAAAAGCGCUAAAGACCUCACUUCGAAGUUUGUUCCAAAGCGCGAUGGUCCGUAUUGCAUCGUUAAAAAGGUCAGCCCUACCACUUACCACGUCGCGCAUGUUGACAAGCCUGAUGAAGUUUUAGGGAAAUAUCAUGUGAGCGAUCUCACUCUAUACUGUGAGAAUCAAGGUGAUACUCUUCCGCGGCCCGUGAUGCCUAAGAAGAAACGUGGUCGCCCCCCAAAUAAUGUUGAAACAGGUUCUCGAGUACCAGGGCGUAUGCCGACACAGCAUGCUGAGGCAGAUGAUGAAGUUCCAAGUCUUUCUCCCACAGAUAGUAUGGUUGGCCUUGCAACUGUUCCUCAGCCUAGUAGUAAUGACGUGCUAGUCCAGGAGCGAGGGCGUCCUCCAGGACUAGAGGGGGAGUAUAUAGCAAACCGACCCAUUCGGAGCUCUCGCGGCCGUAUGCCCGCUCGGUACAACAGUUAAUCUAUGUCCAUGUAUGUGUUUAGCAGGACUUAAUCUUUGAUUUUUGGUGACACUUAAAAGGAAAUGGUUGUUUUUU
This is a messenger RNA of Papilio machaon (common yellow swallowtail), 5429 nucleotides long. RefSeq lists its product as uncharacterized. Gene Ontology annotation, molecular function: nucleic acid binding. Lineage: Eukaryota; Metazoa; Arthropoda; Insecta; Lepidoptera; Papilionidae. Gene Ontology annotation, biological process: DNA integration. The coding region runs from base 194 to 5353 and encodes 1719 amino acids. The record is from RefSeq and is a predicted model, not a curated record. The transcript has a single exon.